Messenger RNA from Phasianus colchicus (ring-necked pheasant), 5181 nucleotides. The record is from RefSeq and is a predicted model, not a curated record. NCBI's taxonomy places the organism in Eukaryota, Metazoa, Chordata, Aves, Galliformes, Phasianidae.
AUGCAGAGCCGCGGGGCUGCCUUGGUAGCGUUGCUGCUGACGGCGAUCAGCCUGACCCGCGGAGACCCCCGGCCCCUCGGUCCCCCGCAGCCGUGCGGGCUGGAGGCUCCGAGCCGCCGGGCGGCCCCCCCGCACCAUCCUUACGGGCUGUACCCGGGCCGAGCGGCGCAGGGGGGACUCGGAGCCGCAGUCCCCCCGGAUUCCGGGAGGCAGCGGGGUCGGAGGCCGAGGGCAGCCGGGGGAGGCGGCGAGGAGCCGCGGGGCGAGGCUGAGGGCAGGCUGCGGGGCCGGGCGGCGCGGGUGCCGAGCCCCCCCCGGGGCCGGCCGCUCCCCGCCCUGUACUUCGCCGGCGGCCGGGAGACGCUGGCGGCGCGGCCGGAGGCGCUGCCUCACAUCCCGCGGGAGCGUUUCACCCUGGAGCUGUGGGUGAAGGCGGAGGGCGGACAGAGCAACCCGGCCGUCAUCGCAGGCGUCUUCGACAACUGCUCACACACGGCCAGCAGUAAGGGCUGGGCUUUGGGUAUCCGUGCCCUGCGCCUGGGCGGCAAGCAGGACGCCCGCUUCUUCUUCUCCCUGCGCACGGACCGAGCGGCCGCUGCCACCGAAGUGACGGGGUCCCACCGCUACCAACCGGACACUUGGACCCACCUGAGCGCCAGCUAUGACGGGCGCUGGAUGGCCCUCUAUGUGGACGGGGUGCAGGUGGGCCGCGCUGAUGGGCAGGGAGGGCCCCUGCACAGCGCCUUCAUGGCCUCCUGCCGCACCCUGCUGCUGGGAGGGGACGCCUGGGGGGACGCUCAUGCUUUUCGGGGACACGUGGCCGGGCUGGCCUUGUGGCAGGACGCGCUGCCCCAAGCGCAGCUUCAGCGAUCUUUCCUCGAAGGGGUGCCCAGUGGCUCCCCAGUGCUGGCCACCGGCUUGGAUGCCUUGGAGCAACAGUGGGUGCCGUUCCGCGAAGCCUCGCUCCCCCGGCGCCGGGUCCUGCCUCCCGCCGUACCCCCCAUCCUCCAUCCAUUCGGUCCUCCAGCCUGCGGGCAGACAGCGUGCGACAACGUGGAGCUGGUCUCCCACUACAACCGGCAUUGGCCGCUGCGCGGUGCCAAGGUGGUGCGGUACCGCGUGGUCAGCCUGGCCGAGGACAGCGGUGGGCGGCCGACGGUGAGCCGUGAGCAGGUGUGGCGGCAGCACCGGGCGCUGAGCGAAGCCUUCCGCCCCUACAACAUCUCGUGGCAGCUCAGCCUGCUGGAGGUGCGCAACUCGUCCUUGCGCCGCCGUGCCGUUCUGCUGGGCUGUGAGCCCAGUAAGGUGGGCAACGAGCGCUGCGACCCCGAGUGUGAGCACCCGCUGACCGGCUAUGAUGGCGGGGACUGCCGCCGACCCGGGCGCUGCUUCUCCUGGAAGCGCCGCGAUGGUGUUUGCCACAUGGAGUGCAACAACAUGUUGGAUGACUUCGAUGAUGGCGACUGCUGUGACCCACGGGCUACCGAUGUCACCAGGACCUGCUUCGACCCUGACUCGCCAUACAGGGCAUACAUGAGCGUGAAGGAGCUGAAGGAGGCACUGCAGCUGAACAGCACCCACUUCCUGAACGUUUACUUUGCCAGCUCAGUGAGGGAAGAGCUGGCUGGUGCUGCCACUUGGCCAUGGGAUAAAGAGGCCCUUAGUCACCUGGGUGGAGUUGUCCUCAACCCUGCGUAUUACGGCGUGCCUGGCCACACGAACACCAUGAUCCACGAGGUGGGGCACGUCCUGGGGCUGUACCACGUCUUCAAGGGAGUGAGCGAGCGGGAAUCUUGUGAUGAUCCCUGCAGGGAGACAACUCCAUCUAUGGAGACAGGAGACCUCUGUGCUGACACCGCCCCAGCCCCAAAGAGCAAGCUCUGCCGGGACCCAGACCCUACCAACGACACCUGUGGCCAGGUGUAUUUCACGGGAACACCCUUCAACAACUACAUGAGUUACACAGACGAUGACUGCACCAACACCUUCACCCCCAACCAAGUGGCCCGGAUGCACUGCUACCUGGAUCUGGUGUACCAGCGCUGGAGCCAGGGCAAGAAGCCCACGCCCAUCCCCAUCCCACCCAUGGUCACGGGGCAGACGCAGGAUUCCCUCAGCAUCUACUGGCUGCCCCCCAUCAGCGGUGUGAUCAACGAGAGGGAACUGGACCCGCUCUGCGAUGACUGUGCUGAGGAUGGCACUUUUCGGCAAUACGUGCACGAGGCCUCAUCCCCUCGGGUCUGUGACUCCUCUGGCUACUGGACCCCAGAAGAAGCAGAAGGCCCCCCGGAUGUGGACCAGCCCUGUGAGCCCAGCCUGCAGGCCUGGAGCCCGGAGCUCCACCUCUAUCACAUGAACAUGACGGUGCCCUGUCCCCAGCCGGAUGGCUGCAUCCUGGAGCUGCGCUUCCUGCACCCAGUCUACCCCGACUCCCUCACUCUCUGGACCACGUACCUCUCCACAGAUGCUCCCAAGGCACUGGCUGAUAUUGAAAUCCUGAUGGAGCAAGGGGAGUCCAUCCAUUUGGGCCCUCUGGACACUUACUGUGACGUUCCCUUUACCGUGAAGCUCAACAUCCACAAAAAGGUGUCCGGGGUCAAAAUCUACACCUUUGACGAGAGGAUGGAGAUAGACACGGCCCUGCUGACCUCCCUCCCUCACAGCUCCCUCUGCUCCUCCUGUAAGCUCAUCCAAUACCGCAUCCUCCGGGAUCCCCCCUUUGCCAAUGGUUCCCCUGCCACCUCUGUGCAGGUGCACCGCGAGUUUGUCGACACGGAAGUCACACCUGGGCAAGUGUACCGCUAUCAGGUGCAGGCAGUAUCUGGGACAACCUUGGGAGAAGCAUCCCCACCACUCGUACAUGUCCAUGGAGCACCCUACUGUGGGGAUGGGAAGGUGACUGUGAGCCUGGAAGAAGAAUGCGAUGAUGGGGACUUCCUGGACGGAGACGGCUGUUCCAGGAAGUGUAAAAAGGAAAAAGGUUUCAACUGUGUUGGGGAGCCAAGCCUGUGCUAUGUGCAUGAUGGAGACGGUGUGUGUGAGCCCUUCGAGAAAACCACCAGUGUCAUGGAUUGUAGUCCCUACACGCCAGAUGGAUACAUGGACCUGUGGGCAGCAAAAGCUUUUGCCUCCCAUCAGGAUGAGAAGUCCUGCCCUGUUUCCUUGGUCACCGGAGAGCCUGUUGCAAAGGAGUGGGGGCUGCCUGGGUCUUGGUUAUGUGCUGCCCACCUCUCUCGUGGGAUCACAAAAGUUACAUUAGGUGUCCUCGCUCUCAGGGUCUCCUUUGCUCUCCUUGCCCAGGUGUGCUUCGAGAGACCCGUGGUGCCAACCUCCAUCCUACUCUUCCUGGCCUCUGAUGGCACCAUCCCAAGCAACCAGCACAAACCGCGGGUGACCGUCCAGCUGGGUGAUGUGGAUGGGCUGAACCACUCUUUGGGGACACAUGAGCUGUCAUGCCAGCAAAACCCACUCAUCAUUAGCAUGACCCACGGGCAGGAGCCAUCAUCCCUCUGGGCUGGAUCAGUGCUUCUCAACUUCUCCUCACCGCUUGUGGGCAUUGCAGCUGUGGCCCUACGGACACUGGCUGUGCCCAGCCCCUCCGAGCCCCCCAUCUGCCUGCUGCAGCACAAGGAAAGACAUGGCCAGCAGCACUACAGCUGUGCCCAUGGUGCCUGCACAGGGCUGGGAAGCUGCACGCAGCCGCUUCUCGCUCACGUCGCCAGCCUGAACUGCUCCUCGGAUGGCCCAAGGCACAUGGAGUGCUCUGUCACUUGUGAGCAGGGCUUCGUGCCACGCUUUGGCAGCAGGAAGAGCCUGGGCUACGUGCAGCAGGAGGUGGUGCUGACAUGCAAUUCGGGGCGGUGGGACCAAUCUGUGACUUGUGACCCUGUUGACUGUGGUGUCCCUGACCAGUCGCACGUCUACUAUGCGGAGUUCUCCUGCCCCAAGGGGACCACCUACCUGAAGAGAUGCUCCUUCUCCUGCAUCCACCCUGCCAAACUUCGAGGGACGAACCAAUGGCUGACGUGCCUGGAGGAUGGGCUCUGGUCGCUCCCCGAGGCCUAUUGCAAGCUGGAGUGUGAUGCUCCUCCUGCUGUGCCCAACGCCAGGCUCCUGGUCCCACGCUGCAUGCAGGGCAACCACGACGUGGGCUCUGUCUGCCGCUACAAGUGCAAGCCUGGGUACCACGUGGCAGAGAACACAGUGGGCAAACCUAAGAAGAAAUUCCUAAAGGUGCAGUGCCUGGAGAGCGGGCAGUGGGAAGAGGGACGCUGCGUCCCUGUGGUGUGCGAGCCACCCCCACCAGUAUUUGAGGGCAUGUACAACUGCACCCAGGGCUUUGAGCUGGACAGCCAGUGUGUCCUGAGCUGUGAGCCACCAGGAUCACGGGUCCCUAUUGUCUGCACCAAGGAGGGCACGUGGACAGAGGAGUUCAAGCUGUGCAAGAGCCUGCAGGGCACCUGCCCACCACCCCCAGAGCUCAACCUCGUGGAGUACAAGUGUGAGCAGGGGCACGGCAUAGGUGCUGUGUGUGUGCCUUCCUGCAUUAUCCCCCCCAGCGAUCCAGUCAUACUGCCUGAAAACGUUACUGCUGAGACUAUGGAUCACCGCCUGCAACCCACCAGAGUCCAGCACAUCGUAUGCACGGGCAGGCUGCAAUGGUACCCAGACCCCUCUGCCAUCCACUGCAUCCAGUCAUGUGAGCCCUUCCUAGCAGAUGGCUGGUGUGACACCAUCAACAACCGGGCAUAUUGCCAGUAUGAUGGAGGUGACUGCUGCUCCUCCACGCUGUCCUCCAGGAAGGUGAUCCCAUUCGCUGCUGACUGUGACCAGGACGAGUGUACGUGCCGCGACCCGGCGGCUGAGGAGAACCAGUAGUGGUGGCAUGGAGGGCCUCUAUCAGUCAGGCGAGCGCCGGAGGAGCGAAGGGAUACCAAAGGAGGCGGCAGGGUGCCGGGGCAGGAGGCACAUGGAUGAGCCAGACAGGAGGAUGGCAGCGGAGGCCGCCGAGUAGGUGGUGGCUGUGGAAAAGGAGGCCAGGUGGUCCCAUCCCCAUCCCCAUAGGCUCCUGCCAGGGACUUCGGGUCCAGCCCAAGGGGCUCCGCGUGGGGUCCGGCACCGGGAGCUUGGAUGCGGCUGCAGACACGUGUCCUGGUGCAGCGUUUUUGCUCUGAAUUUUGU